This is a messenger RNA of Melanotaenia boesemani (Boeseman's rainbowfish), 2607 nucleotides long. Its product is annotated as gastrula zinc finger protein XlCGF57.1-like. NCBI's taxonomy places the organism in Eukaryota, Metazoa, Chordata, Actinopteri, Atheriniformes, Melanotaeniidae. Bases 133 to 1956 code for a protein of 607 amino acids. Gene Ontology annotation, biological process: regulation of transcription by RNA polymerase II. Gene Ontology annotation, molecular function: RNA polymerase II cis-regulatory region sequence-specific DNA binding; DNA-binding transcription factor activity. The transcript has 2 exons. The record is from RefSeq and is a predicted model, not a curated record.
CAGAAACUUCUAUGCAGACACAUAGCGAAACUUUGGAAGUUUGUAUAACGAAAACAUUGGAGGCAAUGAGCUGUAAUCGAUUCUGUAAAAACCUGUUUUAUCUCAAAAGAAUACAGAACCAGUACGGACACAAUGAAAAAAUUGUUUUAUCUUAAACAAAACAGCAGUGAAAGUUUGCUUUUGUAUGAUCACAUGGAGAUCAAACCCUCCGGACUUCAUCAGCUGCAGGAUGUUAAGAAUGAACCCGCAGAUGUCCAGCAGCUGUUUGUGAUUAAAGAAGAGGUUCCCGGGAACUCCAGUCUGAAACAGCAGAGCCCAGGGUCACUCCAGAUAAAGGAGGAAGAGGAGGAACUCGGGAUCAGUCAGGAGGGAAAGAGGUUUUAUGGUCAGGAGGAGGCUGAUGGCAGCAGAUUCAAUGAUUCUGUAAAGAGUGAAGAAAAUGAAGAGAAACCUCAGCUUCAUCAAAUCAAAACUGAAGACAACAGAGAGACAGAAGCUCCAACCUGCAGCUCAGCAACACAGAUGAAAAGAGAACCUGAUGGAGAGGACUGUAAAGGACCAGAACCACACAGGAAUCCAAGUCCAGAUAGUCAUUCACAACCACAUCUAGAUGAAAAAGCUUCAGAGACCAGCGGUCAUGAUGAUGAUUGGAAUGCAGUGUCUUUAGGUUCAGAAUGUGAAAAUGCAGACAGUGACAAUGAUUUGAGGCCAAUAUCAGUCACUGAAACUGCCAAAAAAUCCUUCGGAUGCUCAGAGUGUGGUAAACAAUUAGUCUCCAAACAGUCUCUUCAGAAACACAUAGUGCUCCAUUUAAAAAAGGUUUCUUCCAGCUCUCAGGUUGACGAACGUUGUAGAGAGAAACCAAAAAGGAAACCACAAAGAAAAAGUCAAACUGCUGAGAAACCGUUUCCUUGUAGUGAUUGUGGCAAAAAGUUCAGACGUAAGGCUGACCUUAAAUGUCACAUGUCGAUUCACACUGGGGAGAGACCGUUUCCUUGUAGUGAUUGUGGCAAAAACUUUAGACGUAAGGCUGACCUUAAAUGUCACGUGUCGAUUCACAGUGGGGAGAAACAGUUUCCUUGUAGUGUUUGUGGCAGAAAGUUUAGACGUAAGGGUGACCUUAAAUAUCACGUGUUGAUUCACACUGGGGAGAAUCUGUUUCCUUGUAGUGAUUGUGGCAAAACGUGUAGAUCUAAGAGUCACCUUAAAUAUCACAUGUUGAUUCACACUGGGGAGAAACCGUUUCCUUGUAGUGAUUGUGGCAGAAAGUUUAAACGUGAGUGUGACCUUAAAUCUCACAUGCUUAUUCACACUGGGGAGAAACCGUUUCCUUGUAGUGAUUGUGGCAAAAGGUUUAGAUCUAAGAAGGCGCUUCAAUAUCAUAUGGGGGAACACACUGGGGAGAAACCGUUUCCUUGUAAUGAUUGUGGUAAAGAGUUUAGAUGUAGGAGUCAGCUUAAAUAUCACAUGUUGAGUCACACUGGGGAGAAACCGUUUUCUUGUAGCAUUUGUGGUAAAGAGUUUAGAUCGAAGGGUCACCUUCAAUAUCACAUGUGGGACCACACUGCUGAGAAACCAUUCACUUGUAGUGAUUGUGGCAAAAAGUUUAGAUCUAAGAGUCACUUUAAAUAUCACAUGUUGAUUCACACUGGGGAGAUUCCGUUUCCUUGUAGUGAUUGUGGCAAAAAGUUUAGAUCUAAGAAGGCGUUUCAAUAUCAUAUGAGGGAACACACUGCUGAGAAACAGUUUACUUGUAGUAAUUGUGGCAAAGAGUUCAGAUCUAGGAGUCUACUUAAUAGACACAUCGCAAUCCACACUAGAGGGAAACCUUUUGUUUGUAAUGAUUGUGGUGAAGCAUUCAGCUCUUCAGCUGUACUGGCUUAUCACAUGCGAUACCACAGAGCAGAGAGACCAGUAGUUUAUGUCAGUCAACAUUUUUUCUUCCUGCAGACCUGAAGAAACACAUGACAAUUCAUUAGGAGAAAAAUCGUUUGCUUGCAACAAAUGUGAUAGACGAUUUCGACUUUGGGGCGAUAUUCGAGUGCACACGAUUGUCCACUCAAAAGUGAAAUGCAGGGCUUCAAGUAUUCCGGCACCGUGCCGGAUCUCCAGCUUUUUACUAUGAUUCAGGAAAAAAAACUUAAUUAUGGGUAUAGUGGUUGAGACUCUGAACUGAACAAUAUUAUUUUACCAAAUGUCUUUUUUUGCAUGAUUAAUUUUGUUCUUCCAUAAAAAUGUAAAAAAAUAAAAAUAAUAAAAUUAGCCUUAUACUGGUUUCUGAAAUGUAUAGUGUGUAGCUAUCACUGAUUUAAAUGUCUCCUAGUGACAGGGACCACUCAUCACAGUGGUCUGGAUCCGUGUCGUUCAGACUGUAAUGAAAAGAUCAGAUACAGGUCACAUAGGGCCAGAAAAAUCGGAUUUGGGUCAUUUCAGCCUGCAGUCUGAACCUAGCCUAAUAAGAUGCUGCACACUCUGAUUGUGAUUUAUUCAUCACUGGAUUUUGUAAGCUAUUGUUAUUUGAUGGUAUAAUUAAUUCUUUAUCUUUCCUGAAAAGCCUGAAAGACCCACUCUGUAACGUUUCAUCAUUAAAACUACAUUCCAAACUUG